AUGGGCGUCCCUAAUCCUGACGAUGCUCUACCAAGCUACGACGAUGUAUUGAGAGAAGAAGAACAGCAGAGAUUAAACGCAGCUCCGCCACCAGCUGCUCCCAGACCCGAACCCCAGCAUCAUACUAGGCCGCCAGCCCCUAGACCACCAGCGCCUAACACUGGAUCAAACAGACCGCAUUCAUCCUUCCACAUACAGGGGAAUCAAAAACCACCGUUACCAUGGGUGUACCCAAGCAACUACCAUUGUAAAAAAUGUAAUAAUACGGGGUACAAGAUAAAGAAUGGUCGUUCAUGUAAGUCUUGUUGGCGUCGUUUCGCCCCAGUCAACAACGUCCAAUCUAACAUGCCAUUCAAUAUAACGACUACAAACAAUCCCUACAAUUACUCAUCCACUCCAUCACCGUUUAUGGGGGGCGGUGGGACUCCCUGGAGUUACGGGGGCGCCAACCAAAGACCUCUGAUGGUACAACCGGGCGAUCCUCGACUCGGUGGAGUUGUAUGUGGUGAAUGUAGAGGCUCAGGAAGAGUCAGAUUCUUCCUCGACGACGAUAUAUGUCCAUUAUGCAAUGGUUUAGGCAGAAUUGUAGGUCAUUCGUGA
Messenger RNA from Naumovozyma castellii, 600 nucleotides. It is a transcript of the gene HUA1, whose product is annotated as Hua1p. The transcript has a single exon. Bases 1 to 600 code for a protein of 199 amino acids. Lineage: Eukaryota; Fungi; Ascomycota; Saccharomycetes; Saccharomycetales; Saccharomycetaceae. The record is from RefSeq and is a predicted model, not a curated record.